Molecule: messenger RNA, 675 nt
Organism: Heterostelium album PN500
Lineage: Eukaryota; Evosea; Eumycetozoa; Acytosteliales; Acytosteliaceae
Exons: 4
Coding region: 1-675 (224 amino acids)
Source: RefSeq, a predicted model, not a curated record
AUGAAAAAGACGAGAUCUUUACAACCAUGGUUACGUGGUGAUGGAAAACUAUAUGUUAAGUUUAAGUUGGAGCAACCAGAGUCUACCAAAGAAAAUGAUAACAAGAAGUGUGUAUUCAAUGAUGAGGAAAUUGAAAUAAUAAAUGAUAACCCAAGAGAUCACGUUUCGGCUGAUUAUGGCUUAAAUAUUUUGUUCGAAGUGAUUGAAAAUGAAAAUAAUUAUAUUAGUAGUAGUAGUAGUGGUAGUAGUAGUAGUAGUAUUAGUAAUAGUAAUAGUUCAGUUUCUAAAAUAAAUACAUACCACGUUAAUAGUGUUAAAUUCAAGUGUGAGCAUUGUUUAUAUUCUUAUAAAUCUAUUUGUAGAAGUAAGAAGUUACUAAGAACUCUUGACUGUAAUACUACAGAAAGAGAUGAUGAAUAUUUGGAUAAGGAGAUUAAAAGAGAAGAAGAGAGAAUUAAACAAAAGAAAAGGAAGAUACAGCAAGAUAGGAAACAAGAUAAGCAACAAGACAAGAAACAAGACAAGAAACAAGAUAAACAGCAAGAUAAGAAACAAGAUAAACAACAAAACAAGAAACAAGAUAAGAAACAAGACAAGAAACAAGAUAAGAAGAUACAAUACAAGAAGCAAAACAAGAAACAAAAAAAUAAAACAAAAUAUUUAGUUAUUUUUUAA